GAUAAACGAGAUGAGGCAUUGGCAAGGCGUACAACCUUGCUUUGCACAGUUGCUCAAGACUGUACAGGCGGACAAUUUUCUUUUUCUCUAUCUUCCUUCAUCCUCUCCUCUCAAUACGAGAAAAUUCCUUCGGAUCAUGGCUACCGGUUUGGUAUCAUGAUCUGAUUAGCAUGUUUAUUGUUUGUUCAUUCAUCGUCAAGUUUUGCAUGCCAUUAAUUUUUCUCUUUCUACACCAAUGAAGAGAUCUCGUUAUCAUUCAUACGCAAACUGUACAUUUGUCAUAUCUCGUCUCAUUUUUCAUCGUCAAUUCGCAUUUUUCUCUCAAACAAAUCGUCCAAACAAUCUCAAAAAUUCAUACAGGGAUCUCUUUCUUCUUGCGCAAAGGCCUGGUUUGCAUACUCAACUUUCAACUCAAGUUGAUGAAAUUUACAUAAUAUAUAUAUAUAUAAACAUUCUCUUUAUCUGCACACAUAUCCAUUCAUUUUCUUAUAUCCACACCAAGUCGAAUCGAAUUUCUAUGUAGUCUUGCUUUGAUUUGAACCAAUAAAAGGUGCCUGAUAAA
Meira miltonrushii is the source of this 562-nucleotide messenger RNA. RefSeq lists its product as uncharacterized. The record is from RefSeq and is a predicted model, not a curated record. NCBI's taxonomy places the organism in Eukaryota, Fungi, Basidiomycota, Exobasidiomycetes, Exobasidiales, Brachybasidiaceae. Bases 236 to 523 code for a protein of 95 amino acids. The transcript has a single exon.